This is a messenger RNA of Anopheles funestus (African malaria mosquito), 1834 nucleotides long. RefSeq names its product proto-oncogene serine/threonine-protein kinase mos (gene Mos). Gene Ontology annotation, biological process: protein phosphorylation. Bases 325 to 1611 code for a protein of 428 amino acids. The record is from RefSeq and is a predicted model, not a curated record. Gene Ontology annotation, molecular function: ATP binding; protein kinase activity. The transcript has 3 exons. NCBI's taxonomy places the organism in Eukaryota, Metazoa, Arthropoda, Insecta, Diptera, Culicidae.
UCUAGGCGAUCCGUUGUGCCUGUAUCAUCCUAAAUGAGUGUAUUACCACCUUGGUUCAAAAACGAACCUAGUUGACAGAAGCCUACUUAUGGAAGGAUAUGUUGCUAUUCCGUGUGUGUGUGUAUUUCUAUCAAUAUAAGUAGGUGAAAGUGUGCGUUUGUGUUAGUAUUGUACGUCAUGUAACUAAACACGUGUAAUCUGAUGAAAAACAUCAAUGCCUGUCCCUUUCUACAAAUGCGAUCGUUUGCGCUCAAUGGAAAAUUACUACAAACCUCGCACAAUACUCCCGCCACAGGUGCUCCAUGGUCCAUGCAUUAAGUGAACAUGACGUCCACCGAGCUAAAUGUGCCGAAAAUCGAGAUCAGCUUUGACACGCCGAAUCGGGACCGCUUCCUGCGGGACGACUUUCACAAUAAGCGUGAAUCUUACGCAAUUCUGGGCCGCGGCAGCUACGGUGUGGUUAUCAAAGCGUCCUACCGUGGGCGCCCAGUUGCGGUGAAAAUCCUGGAGAAACGAACUCACCGCCACCGGUGUCGCUAUGAUUCUCUGCUUAACGAAGCAAACGCACUGAACCUCCGGCAUGACAACAUCGUAACGGUGCUGAAGAUUGUGGCCGGUACCCAGUACGGUUUGGUGUUGAUGGAACGUUUCGAUGGUUAUUGUUUGCAGCAAAUAAUCGGUCACCAGCGUAACGAUCCAAUCGCGAUUCAACACAAACUGCUGAUUCUGUGCGAUAUUAUAAGUGGAUUGUGUUUCUGUCAUCGACACAACAUCGUGCACCUGGAUGUGAAGCCGCAGAACGUGAUCGUAACGGUCAAUACGACCGCCACUACUGCAACUACGCCGGGUUCGUCCUGUCUGCAACUGCGAAAGUAUCUCUGCAAGCUGUGUGAUUUCGGUUCAUCGAUGAUGCUCGAUCCGUGGCAGCGAAAUGAAACCCUAGUCAACCGUGGCACGAUUCGGUACAUGGCACCCGAACUGUUGCGAGGCCAGCAUCGCAUUAUGGGCGGCUUCACCGAGCGUGCCGAUAUCUACUCUUUCGGCGUUACGAUGUGGCAGCUGGACGAGGAGCGCUUUCCGUACGAGGAAAUAACAUGCAACGAGGUGAUCGCGUACAACGUCGUCAAGAAAGGGCUACGGCCAGAUAGCAUUACCAGUGUGGCAUUCGGUCAUCGUAUAACCAACCUGCCGGUAGGGUUGCGCGAUAUCGGCUGCUUGCAUGGAAGUCUCCGUGCACCGAUAUCCUUGGCCGGCGGGUCUCAUUUUAACUGUUGCUUCGAGUCCGAUGCGGUUGACGAUGUGCUCAAGCGCCAAGGCAUUAUGGUGGAAUAUCGGGCUAAACAAAAGAGUAGAAAUAAGAGCCCACUCGGUGCGCUUUGGACGGAGGCUGAAUCGGGCAAUCAGGAGUUAAACAGGGCAAAGAUAAGUGCCAUGUUCUGCGAACAUUUUAGCAUUCCGAACAACAAACGCGUACAAUUACAACAGAUGAUGCGCACAUUGUACAGCAAGUGCUGGCUUAGUGAUCCAAGUUCCCGGCCCGAUGCAACUACCGUUCGAGCCACGAUUCAUUCGGCGCUGGAGAACAUUAUUUUAUGCAAGUGUGCAGAGUAAGAUUUAAUGUGCCUUUAUGCGUGUUUGUUUGUGUUGUCUUAUUUCGUCUUUUUCAGAGAACCGGAAUAGCGGUUUGUGUGAGUUACUUUAAUAAUUUAGGUAAAUUAUUAAAAUGUUUUAAUUGUGUAGGCUAAGCUUCCGAUUGUUUUAUAAGUGAACAUUUCUUAUAAAGGGAACAGUUUUCAAAUAAAUUAGAGUGAUUAAUUAGUGCAUUAAGGCGUAA